This is a messenger RNA of Neltuma alba, 603 nucleotides long. Its product is annotated as acidic endochitinase-like. The transcript has 2 exons. Bases 1 to 603 code for a protein of 200 amino acids. Gene Ontology annotation, molecular function: chitinase activity. NCBI's taxonomy places the organism in Eukaryota, Viridiplantae, Streptophyta, Magnoliopsida, Fabales, Fabaceae. Gene Ontology annotation, cellular component: extracellular region. Gene Ontology annotation, biological process: carbohydrate metabolic process. The record is from RefSeq and is a predicted model, not a curated record.
AUGCCAGGCCAGGCCUGUGUGAUGAGGCCUGUUGGCUUGAGCCUGGCUGCAGCCUGUGAAAGGCCUUUUUUUCGGCUUGAGCCUGGCUUGUGGCCUGUUAAGAGGUUCCAUCCUCCUUCUUUGUCCUUACUGCUGUCUCACUUCAGCUCUGCCAAGGAACUAGGAAUUGUCGCGUGCUGGGGCCAGAAUGUGCGUGAACGAGAGUUGGAUGAAGCAUGUGCCACCGGGAAUUACGAGAUAGUAAACAUAGCAUUCCUCUGCAUCUUCGGCAAUGGACAAACUCCAGACAUAAACCUGUCUGGACAUUGUUCUGAAUGCUGGGGUGCCCCUUGCACUAAAUAUGCCUCCCAAAUAGCUUACUGCCAAAGCAAAGACGUCAAAAUCUUCCUUUCUUUCAGAGAAGACUCCCGGAGAUAUUCACUUUCUUCAGGUCAAGACGCCAAACGAGUUGCAGACUACCUCUGGACCAACUUUCUCGGUGGCCAUCAGAAUAAUUCAGAAGGCCUGCUAGGAAACACGGUUUUAGAUGACAUCGCCUUGGGCAUCAAACAAGGUGGAACCUAUUAUCAUGAUGAUCUUGCCAAGGAGCUUGACUCCUACUGA